AUGCGGAGAACUUGCGGUCUUCCACGUCGGGACUAUAAUGCUCUACACAAUGGCCUGGUUUCUUCGCCUUCACAGCAAUCUGAGGAAUCUACCUGUGAAACAGGACGCCCUUACUCUCCCGAGCCCUCUCUAUCUAGGGACCUAGAAGACACGCCUCAGUCGAAGCGGACUUACUCUUUCCUUAGCUCCUCGCCCUCCCCACUUGAUCCUGCCUUUUCAGAGAGCAGCAGCAAUACGAGUAGUCCGCACCCAGAUUCAGCGCGCUAUGGUUCCACUUCGAAUUUGUUGGUGCAUCUCCAGACCAAGCAUCGUAUCAAGUCUGGAGCCGACUCCAUCUUCCUACCCGCGGUCGAAGGAAGCCUCGACCGGUUCUUGGAGUCCCCGAGAAAGAAGGCUGGCGUUGAAGAGAUGCUAGUCCGAUGGGUCAUUCAAACAAGACAGCCUUUUACAGUGGUAGAGCAUCCAGCUUUCAGGGCACUCAUUGAAGCAACGGGGGCCACUUUGCCCAUCAAGACUGCUGAUACUCUCUUCAACCGAAUUAAGGAGGAAUUCUAUUCAAGUAGGACUUCCGUGAAAGAGGAGCUUGCGAGGAGCAGCCGGACACUCGCUUUGUCCCUUGACGUUUGGACGUCGGAAAAUCAGAUUGCGAUCAUGGGUAUCAUUGGUCAUUGGAUCUCUCCCGAGUUUGAAAAGCGAGAUGAACUUCUCGAGUUCACCGAAAUCAAUGGACCACAUUCUGGAGAGAAUCUAGCAGAAGUUGUGUUGAAGAUGCUUGACGAACUAGACAUCGCUCCAAAGCUCCUGACCAUCACAGGGGACAAUGCGGGCAAUAACGGGACGCUCUGCGAUAGCCUGCACGAUCAGCUCCUCAAGAAGUAUGAUAAUGACGAUGACCGCUUUCGCAUUAGACCUCUAAUGCGGUUUCGUGGACGACAGAGCUUCAUUCCUUGCCUUGCCCAUAUCCUCAAUCUGAUUUGUAGAGAUGUGUUAGCUUCUUUAAGGGCUGGCUCGGCUCGAGAAGCAAAAGCGAUACUGGACGACAUGGCCAUUCAUUCUAGUGCAUCAUUUAACUCCCUGCACAGCACAAAAGGAGCAAUUAUGAAAGUCCGGCUCCUGACGCUAUGGAUUGCCCGUAGCCCACAGCGCCGCCUAGAUUGGAAAGAAGUGUCACCCGGCAAACAAGUCAGUUAUGAUGUUGACACCCGAUGGAACUCGACGUAUAUCAUGAUUCAGGACGCCCUUCGGCUGCAAACUCAGCUCGGACAGUUUGUUAGGAUACACCCAGAAGUUCAGGCCCUUCAGCUUACUGGUGACGAAUGGUCGACACUACAGCAAGUGGCCAAGAUUCUCAAGCCGUUCUGGGAUCACACAAACUCCGUUUCAAAGUCUUGCCCAACAAUUGUGGAAAGCCUACCGAUUUACUGGAGCCUGGACGACUUGUUAAAUGACGUUCGAAAUGCAGAGGGGGGUUUUGAAGAAGUGAACAUUGAAAUUCGCGAUGCGGUGGAAGGAGGGAUUCGAAAGAUGAACAAAUUUGCUAAGAAAAUGGACGACAACCUUCUUUACUAUGUGGCUUCUGUGUUGGAUCCGCGCAUCAAGUCGUCUUUGAUUGUGUCUCAGAUGAGCGAACAGGAUUCGGGGCUUAUCGUUUCUCAACCUUCCAAAGAGGCUCCUUUGUCGGAUAUUGAUAAGUAUUUGGAUUCGCCGCCGGUCAACUGGUCCCACCAUAUGAUCAGUGAUGUGGACGCAGAAUGGGUCCUGAAGUGGUGGAAGGCUAACGCAUUUAAUUUCCCACUUAUGGCCAAAGCCGCUCGCGAUUAUUUGUCUAUCCCUUCUGCAGAGGUUGGAAUUGAACGCGAGUUCAGCAACUCUAGAGAUGUCUUGGGCGUCCGAAGACACUGUCUGAACGCGGAGACUAUGCGAUGGUUGAUGCUGUUGAGAGGGCAGUUUCAGACAUCAUUUUUGGGUGGUGCAUGCAUGUGA
Molecule: messenger RNA, 1983 nt
Organism: Penicillium cosmopolitanum
Lineage: Eukaryota; Fungi; Ascomycota; Eurotiomycetes; Eurotiales; Aspergillaceae
Exons: 3
Coding region: 1-1983 (660 amino acids)
Molecular function (GO): protein dimerization activity
Source: RefSeq, a predicted model, not a curated record